UCCUGUGAAGUCAUGCUAGGUCCCUACUGAGGCUUGAGCUUCGUCCAGGGGCCUUGCUAGCAUUCUGCUCUCUUUACUUCCCCUCAGUGCUCUGUGUUAGUUACUUCUGUAUGGCUUAUGGUAGGCUGGUCAGGAGUGGCUGGUGUGGGCUGUGUGUGUGUGUCUGGCUCUAGUCUGGACUACGGUGCCUGGCUGUGAGCUGUUUGGCUGGUGGUGGUGGUCUGGCCUAGACGGUUUGGGGCUCUGACUGUUCAUGUCCUGCAGAACAUGGUAAUGCACCCCCGGCCCUGCCUUCCCAUCGACCCCCACAUCAGCUAUAUACACUUACCUUCUGGUCUGCCAUUGUGCGGUUUGGAUAGUGAGUGGUCCCUGGCAGGCCCAGCUCAUGCCCUCAACCUAUCCCUCAUUUGGUCUUUCUUUGAGAGGCCAAGUGGGAAGAAACAUGCUCUGGGACUACCUGGCCACUCUCCUGUGGCUUCGGUUCCAUGGAAGUGUUUCUCCCAGCUGUCCCUCAGUCCAGGGCCCCACAGAUGAGGCUGCAGGGGUGGAGGCCCAGACAAGAAGGGGUAAGCUAUUCAUAGGCAGCGCUGAUCACACAGAGACUGUAAGCUGCCUGAUCCUUGGCUUAUGGGUGAGGUUAAGAAGUGAUCGCAGGGGCAGAGUAUCGAGUGGGAGACAGGACAGUGGAUGACCACGAGGAGAGGCCUUUGUCUGUCCUUGUUCCGUACAUCCUCCUGGCCCUGAAAUGCUGUCCACCUGCUCCCCCACUUCUCAGCCUCACAUUGACCCUGCUCUGACAGGGAGGAACCAAUUUAAUCAAGCCAGGACCUCUCCGGGCUCUUGGUUGUCCCUUUGCUGCCUUUGAUCAGCCCUGAGCCUGGCUCUCUCUGGUGCAUAUGAGAGCCACUUGGUACAUACGCUGCAGGUGAAGACAGCUUUGCUGUUCUUCUCCAAACCACGGGGCAGCCCAGGGGUCCACUGGGUGCAUUCCCUGUGUCUGAAGCUAUUUUCUGUGGAGACUUCUGGACCUGCCUUCUGCUUCCGUGUGGGUAGGUUCCAGUGUUCCUCUGCUGUGUGGUGUGCCUUCUCUGGUCUCACACACCAUAUUUGUGGACAAUGAGCCCCCCCACCUUUUUUGUCUGAUUUUGUCCACUAGCCUGUACUCUUAUUGGGUGAGUUCUGUGGUGAUAUGCAUCCAAGAGACACCAGCUGGCAGGAUGUGGGGUCUCUCUGCCCAGCUCCCCAGCACCGGCUAGCCUGGCAAAGGAGCAGCUUGGAGAGGACAGAGGGGCAAGUUCUACAGAGCUUUAGGGUACAGUGCCUGUGAGGGGCCUGCUGAUGGGUUGUGAGACAACUGAGACUUCAGGUGCCCUGCUCCUACCUGAAGGGCAUGGGGGCCCCGCGUGUUCCCAGAAGGACCGUGCUCUUCCAGCAGGAGCGGACAGGCCUGACCUACCGUGUGCCUGCGCUGCUGUGUGUGCCUCCCCGGCCUACCCUGCUGGCCUUUGCGGAACAGCGACUUAGCCCUGAUGACUCCCAUGCCCACCGCCUGGUGCUGCGGAGGGGCACACUGGCUCGGGGCUCAGUGCGGUGGGGCACCCUGAGUGUGCUGGAGACUGCGGUGCUGGAGGAGCACAGGUCUAUGAACCCUUGCCCGGUGCUGGACGAACACUCCGGUACCAUCUUCCUCUUCUUCAUUGCGGUGCUGGGCCACACGCCCGAGGCCGUGCAGAUCGCCACUGGCAAGAACGCUGCUCGGCUCUGUUGUGUGACCAGCUGUGACGCGGGCCUUACCUGGGGCAGUGUGCGAGACCUGACGGAGGAGGCCAUUGGUACAGCAUUGCAGGACUGGGCCACCUUUGCUGUGGGUCCAGGCCAUGGAGUUCAGCUACGCUCAGGUCGCCUACUUGUUCCUGCUUACACCUAUCAUGUGGACCGUCGGGAGUGUUUUGGCAGGAUCUGCUGGACCAGUCCCCACUCCUUGGCUUUCUAUAGUGAUGACCAUGGAAUCUCCUGGCACUGUGGAGGCCUUGUGCCCAACCUGCGCUCUGGAGAGUGCCAACUGGCUGCAGUGGAUGGAGACUUCCUCUACUGCAAUGCCCGGAGCCCUCUGGGCAAUCGUGUGCAGGCCCUGAGUGCUGACGAGGGCACUUCCUUCCUACCGGGGGAGCUGGUGCCUACACUGGCUGAAACUGCCCGUGGCUGCCAGGGUAGCAUUGUGGGCUUCCCAGCUCCACCCUCCAGCAGGCCUCAGGAUGACCAGUGGCCAAUGGUUCUUGGGAAUACCCCACAUUCCCCAUGCUUCUAUCUCAGAGUACAGGAGUCUUCAGGGCAAGGUGCUGGGGGUCCUAUUGAAGGUUGGGCUCGCAGAGGGUCAUUCUGCUCCCCACAGUCCUGGGGUCCAGAAAAUCAUGGCCUAGAACCUGGGACAGGUGGAGAGAAGACAGCCUGGACCCCAGAACUCCCUAUGUCCUCUGCUUCCCUGCUUCAGAGUUCCACGUGGCUGCUGUAUUCCCACCCAUCAGGGCGUAGAGCUCGGCUCCACAUGGGAAUCUAUCUGAGCCGGUCCCCCUUGGACCCCCACAGCUGGACAGAGCCCUGGGUGAUCUAUGAGGGUCCCAGUGGCUACUCUGACCUAGCGUUCCUUGGGCCUGUGCCCGGGGCAUCCCUGGCCUUUGCCUGUCUGUUUGAGAGUGGGACCAGGGCCUCCUACGAAGACAUCUCUUUUUGCUUGUUCUCAUUGGGUGAUGUCCUGGAGAACGUGCCCACUGGCUUAGAGAUCCGCAGUCUCAGGGGCAAGCCUCAGGGGCAUUGCUGGCCCUCUUGAUGGCCCGAUCCUCUGGCAGGCACCUGGGAAGGAAGGGUAGAGUGUAUAGAGGAGGCUAGGGGCAGGUCAGCGUGACCCUGGGAUGGACAGAGUCUCCUCACUGCUUCUGGAGGAUGAAUCACUGGGGGGCCUGGCUGCUUUCUGAGUAUGAGUGAGAAAUAAAGGGAUUGUGCUGUGUCUGUUUCUUCCCACAUCAAAGCCUUGGGUCCUAGCGCUCUAGUUCACUGCUCUGAUUAGCACACACAUUUCCCACCUUCACCCUGCACAGUUCCCACAUCCCAGGGGUGGCUGGCAGGGGUGAAGGCAACAGGAACAGUGGACAUCAUAGUCCCUCUUUCCACUACCUGCUGUGUGCCAAGCCCAAUCAAUCUGAAGUUUGCUGAUGACUGAAGUCUGGUCACUUUCUGAACUUCCAGCGGGAGAAGCAGGUUGAGGAGUCAGCCUCCCCAGCUAGUGGGGACAGAGCUUAAUUUGAGGCAGGGUUACUUCCUAGGCCUGCUCCAAGUGCCCGCUUCUUCACCCUUCUCUGGAGAGGGCUCUUGCUGUAUCAGAACUGCUCCCUCAGGGAAGCCAGUUUGUACUUCCUCUCUCUCUCUCUCUCUCUCUCUCUCUCUCUCUCUCUCUCUCUCUCUCUCCCUCUCCCUCUCUCUCCCUCUCCCUCCCUUCCCUCCCUCCCUCCAUCCCUCCUUCCCUUCCUUCUUUCCUUCCUUUCUUUUCCUUUUCUUUUUUCCCUUGAAACAUGGUCUCUCUACGCAGCCCUGGCUAUCCUGGAACUUGCUCUGUAGACCAGGAUGGCCUCAAACUCAGAGAUCUGCCUGCCUCUGCCCCCCUCGCACUGGGAUUAAAGGCAUGAGCCAUCACCUGGUACCCUUUUGUAUUUCUUAUUAAAGUCCUAAUUUCUAAUCAUAAAAACAGUCUGUGGGGGCUGGAAAGAUGGCUCAUUCAAUAAAGCAUUUGCCAAUGAA
This is a messenger RNA of Peromyscus californicus insignis, 3792 nucleotides long. RefSeq names its product neuraminidase 4 (gene Neu4). Gene Ontology annotation, molecular function: exo-alpha-sialidase activity. Gene Ontology annotation, biological process: ganglioside catabolic process; oligosaccharide catabolic process. The coding region runs from base 1391 to 2827 and encodes 478 amino acids. The transcript is spliced from 4 exons. Lineage: Eukaryota; Metazoa; Chordata; Mammalia; Rodentia; Cricetidae. Gene Ontology annotation, cellular component: cytoplasm; membrane; lysosome. The record is from RefSeq and is a predicted model, not a curated record.